Prosopis cineraria is the source of this 2731-nucleotide messenger RNA. RefSeq names its product glucan endo-1,3-beta-glucosidase. Gene Ontology annotation, biological process: carbohydrate metabolic process. Bases 1189 to 2328 code for a protein of 379 amino acids. Gene Ontology annotation, cellular component: plasma membrane. The transcript is spliced from 2 exons. The record is from RefSeq and is a predicted model, not a curated record. Lineage: Eukaryota; Viridiplantae; Streptophyta; Magnoliopsida; Fabales; Fabaceae. Gene Ontology annotation, molecular function: hydrolase activity, hydrolyzing O-glycosyl compounds.
UUUUGGGUGUACCUGCCCAUCGUCAUAUGGAAUCCCUCACUUUCUUUCACAGCUACAAUGUCUUAAAACCAAGCUGUCAUUAUAAUUCAAAGCAUGCUAGGUACAUUUUUAAGAUUCUAUAUAAACAUAGACUGAGACCGGUACUGACCGUUUUGCUUUGUUCUCUCCUUUUCUUUCCGCCCUUUUUUUUCCAAUGAAAGUUUAGGAAAAUGAUCGAUAGUGUCUUUCUUUUCUUUUCUUUUCUUUUUUUUUUUUUGCCAGUCAACAAUAGAAUGCCAGGAACACAGUAAAAGCUUACCAGCAUCUUUCAGCAGGAUCAAGAAUUUAUUGAAAAAAGUAAAGUUAUGCGAAGAAAAUUUGCUGACGCCAAAAGAAAAGAAUAUGUAAGGAAAGAGGAAAAAAGAAUGGACAGAAAAUUCUGAUGCACCGUUCCUCGUUUUGUAGUUACCGACAGGGCAAUGCUUCUAGUUAAAAUUUUAAAACGAAGCCAAGAAUGGUGCCAUUUUUCGCACCACCGAAAGUGCAGUAAAACCCUCAGAAGCAUUAGAGCUUAACACAUACAGAGAUGAGAGAACACACAUCACGAAAUCUAAAAUGCGCAUUGACAAUCUACAGAGUUUAGUCCAUAAGCAUACAAAUAAGUUGACAGGCAAAUCUAUCAAACCGUACCUGAUUUGAGCGGACUUCGUCGACACGUUGGGGUUGAAGUGCAGCAACAUGACUGUCUUCUUGGCAGAAUACAUCAGAUUUCUGUUUUUUUUUUUUAAUAUUAUUUUAUGAAUUAGAGUUUCAAAGACGAAGGUUUGUAAUAAUGCCUUACCCAUGGGGGGAAGGAAAGGUUGUUCCUGUCCGGCCAACUGAAAGUCAUAUCUGACCUGUGUACUUUCGUAUUAUUUAGGAUCUGAUAGAACUAGCAGUGAACUCAUAAACAUUGAUCCAGCUGGCAUAGAUGAUUAUGGCUUAUGCUAAUAAUGAUUAUAAAAUAAAAAGUAGAUUCAAAGCCCAAGGAGCAAAGCUAGGCAUGGCAAUUCAAGUCACUUAAGCAAGCACAAAUAGGAAGCUUUCUCACCCAAAGAAGAUCCUUAACAGCAAGAAUUCCCCCUCGUCACAAAGCAAGGAAUCUCAGGAUUACUUCAACAAUGGCAUCCUCGAAUUUACCACCAUUCAUCAUCUUCAACACCAACAGCCAUGGAGAAGGCUGCUGGAGCAUCCUUUGCUUCUAUACUCAAAGGAUAUAUACUCGUACUUUCGUUGUCUCUCAUCCAAGGAAUACAAGGAAUUGGAGUUAACUACGGCACUGUAGCAAAUAAUCUUCCACCACCAUCUCAAGUUGCAAAGUUCCUGUCAGAAUCCACCAUCAUCAACCGUGUGAGACUCUUCGAUGCUAACCCAGAAAUUUUACGAGCAUUUGCUCAUACGGGGAUUGAAAUUUCCAUUACAGUCCCUAAUGAUCAAAUCCCCCACCUUACUAACCUAACAUUUGCCCAACAAUGGCUGAACACCAGUGUGCAACCUUUCGUCGCCGAUACCAACCUCAUCCGAAUCCUAGUAGGCAACGAAGUCAUAUCCACGGCAAACAAACUCCUAAUCAGCAACCUCGUCCCUGCCAUGCAAACUCUUCACACAGCCCUCAUCGAAUACUCCCUAGACCACCGCAUCAAAAUAUCGACGCCGAACUCGUUAGGCAUAUUGUCGAACUCGAGCCCACCUUCCACAAGUAGGUUCCGUCAAGGCUACGACGCCCAUGUGAUUAAACCGAUGCUUAGUUUUCUCGAGGCCACCAAUUCCCCCUUCAUGGUUAACCCUUACCCGUUCUUCGGUUGCACCGCCGAAACCCUUGAUUACGCACUUUUCCGGCCGAACACCGGCGUGGUAGAUCAAAAUACUGGGCUUAGAUACACGAACAUGCUAGAUGCUCAGCUCGAUGCUGUUUACUCGGCCAUGAAGGUUUUGGGCUUUGAGAACCUCGAUAUUAUUAUUACAGAAACGGGUUGGCCCACACUGGGUGAGGCCGAACAAGUUGGUGUGGACCCAAAUUCUGCUGCUGAGUUUAACGGCAAUCUCAUUCGCCACGUGUCUUCUGGUACCGGAACGCCUCUCAUGCCAAACCGAACAUUCGAUACGUACAUUUUUGCGCUUUUUGAUGAAAAUCUUAAAGCAGGUCCAAUUUGUGAGAGAAACUUUGGGCUCUUUAGGCCCAAUAUGACUCCCGCCUACGACGUCGGACUUAUCAAGAAUACGGUACGGGUGGAGGCCGCGACAGACGCUUCUUACAGAGUGUUUUUGCUAAACGUGGUUCUUUUGAACUUGAUAGGUUUGUGGGCUUGAAUCAGGCAAGUUUCAUUUUGCAAUGGGCCCAUAUGGAGGCCCAUUAUCUGUCCCCAAAAACAGAGGUUGACCCAGAAGCGGGAAAAACGCACAUAGGUUUUGUCUGUGGUCUGGGCUUAGAAUAUGGGCGGGGUCAAAGGUGGUGCGGACUUGCUUCGCUCCGGAUACUUUCAGAUCUCGUGAAUCAUGAGGCGUGUGCCGCGAAUGCUUACUGUCAGAAGAGUGAACGAAUGGGGUUGUGAUUUUGAACAUGUUGGACCCAUCAAUCACCACCGUCGAUCCAAGCGAGUGUUACAAUUAAUUUGGUGGUAUUUAAAGAUUUUUUUUCCCUGUAAUUGUAAAUAUUAUUAAGCAGGCUGUUGAUAUAGAAAUGAUAGGAUAAUGAAAGUGAACAUGCCUGUAA